AUGUACUGGGUUGUAGUUUUACUGACGGUACUCCACAGUUGUCAUCGGGCGCUUGGUAAGGAGGAUAUAGUGAAUCAAAAGGAGUUUGAAGCGUUGUGUCGAAUGAUAAAUUGGGCAGAAGAAAGACUUGAGCACAUAAAAGUAACGAAACGAGUUACCCAAGAAGCUCUGAAAAUAGGCGUAAGAUAUCUUGAAGUGGCCGGUGAGGAAGAGUGUAGACACAUCGCCAAAGCGCAGGAAGAUUCUUGUACCAAGAAAAUGGAGGAUCGGAAAAGGAAUUGCGGGCUGUACAAAAAUUUUUGGGAAGAGGCGCAGAAAGCAGUGAAGGAAAGGGCUUUUAGCGGAGAGAAGCUGGAGCGUAAAAUAGACGCUUUGGGGGAGCAUACAGUGGACGAAAUAAAAAAAAAGGGAAUGUACGGGGCAGAUAUAUAUCAUGAUGUUGAAGCGAAGAGGCCGUCAGGAAAUAUGAGAAAAAUGGAGGAGCACCUCAUUAAAGCUCUUUAUGGAAUGGAAUAUUUUAGUGAAGAUAUAAAAGGAGGGGAUUCAGAUCGAAGCAGAGUCUGCGGGCAAAAUCUGCGUAACAAUAAGGCAACGGGGGGUUGGUCACUAGCGGUGGAUUUGUUGUGCUUGUGUGCAACCCACAACUCCUGGAAAGGUAGGAAGAAGGUUUGCUGCGCAGACUGCAGUACAGGAGAGAAUAGAGACGAAUGGAAUCCAGAGUCAAACGAGGCACCACGCUGGGAUUUUCUGAAACAGAAGUGUGCAGGCCGUCACCGAAAUCGUCACGACAUGAUCGAAAAACUGAGUGAAGCGGAAGAGAAUCUUAUGAAAACAGUAACUAAAAUAGGCACAAUACCAUAUACACAUACGUACGUGCUUGGAACCGCUGUAAAUAGCAGAAUAAAACCAUGCGGGGCUGAUAUAAACAAGCAGCAGGAAAUAUGUGUGCACUACGGAUCAGAUAACGGAACGAAACUUCCCUGGUUAAAAGCGUUGCAAAAGGUAGAAAAGGAAAUGAAACUUACGCUGAAAGAUAAACAAGAUAAGUCAGCUAAGCUCAAGCGGAUGGAAGAACUAAAUCAAGAGAUCGAAAGCUUAAUCAGAGGUGAUACAGGGCGAGGAGGCCAACGGGGAAGACAGAAACGCAGUGUCAAUCCCGAGAACAGUGUCCCAGAAACCCCAGCUGACCCGAGCGAUCCGACACAGUCAGUCCCACAUACCAAUGAAAAAAAGCGAAGUGUAAGGAAACCGAUAUCAACAGGUAACGGUGCAACCAAAAGCUACAAUAGCGAAGAGGAUGAUUCUUACGAAUAUGAGUGCGAGGGAGAAAACUCAGCAUGCUCAGAUUCGCCAGCAAAACCAACAGUAAAAAACAGCAAAAGUGCUAUAAAUUGUCCACUGGGAUUAAUUUUGCUUUUGGUAUAA
Trypanosoma brucei brucei TREU927 is the source of this 1425-nucleotide messenger RNA. RefSeq names its product variant surface glycoprotein. Lineage: Eukaryota; Euglenozoa; Kinetoplastea; Trypanosomatida; Trypanosomatidae. Bases 1 to 1425 code for a protein of 474 amino acids. The record is from RefSeq and is a predicted model, not a curated record. The transcript has a single exon.